AUGGCUUCAUGGAUGCGCGUACCCGAGUUCAUUUGUAUCCGCAGCGUUGGCGCUUUUUCUGCGAAGAUCCUCAGCGGGUCUAGCACACUUGGGCUGAGUGGGAUCGGCUCGCUGUCCGCAAACACCUGCCUCGUUAUAUCCCAGACGCCCUUGGCUACCAGCACCGUCUCUUCCGUUGGACCUACAACAUUGUCUGCUAGAUGCAAAAUAUUCGGACCUACUGCUGUUGCAUCCCACAUGUAUUACUCUGCGGCGAUAUGCCAUGACUCGACGAGUACUUCAUGGUUCCCAUGGGAUAGCCACGCGAAGGCGAAGCACUAG
Sparassis crispa is the source of this 321-nucleotide messenger RNA. RefSeq lists its product as hypothetical. Bases 1 to 321 code for a protein of 106 amino acids. The record is from RefSeq and is a predicted model, not a curated record. NCBI's taxonomy places the organism in Eukaryota, Fungi, Basidiomycota, Agaricomycetes, Polyporales, Sparassidaceae. The transcript has a single exon.